AGGUUACAAUAAAUACGCCGAAGAUACGACAUCACGUGAUAGUGAUUCUUUAAUACAAGAAUAUGGUAAUAUAUCAACAGAUGAAGUGAGCACAUAUUGUUGGCGACAUCCCAAAGUACGAGAAAAUUGGCGUACUGUCUUAGCAGCCGUUACAUUGUUAAUCGUUGGCACCGGUCUAUUUGUUAUGGGUACAUUUGCGGUUGCCGAUCCAGCGAACACCUCACAGGGUGUAGUAUUUUUUGUAGCCGGUCUUAUAUGUUUUAUACCAGGCGCCUAUCAUGUUGUCUAUAUAUGGCUGGCUGCCAAAGGCUAUCGAGGGUUUGAUUUCUAUCAUUUGCCACUAUUUACAUAAAAAUCCUUUUUUUUUAUUUAAAUAAUUUUAUGCUUAAAUUAAAAAAAAGGAACAAAAACAACAAGAUAAUCUCUUAUAAUUUUUAUUUUAAAUAUUAAUACAGAAAUACACACACACACACGAUUUAAAACGAAUUU
Lucilia sericata (common green bottle fly) is the source of this 489-nucleotide messenger RNA. Its product is annotated as transmembrane protein 134. The transcript has a single exon. NCBI's taxonomy places the organism in Eukaryota, Metazoa, Arthropoda, Insecta, Diptera, Calliphoridae. The annotation marks the transcript as partial. The record is from RefSeq and is a predicted model, not a curated record.